This is a messenger RNA of Cheilinus undulatus (humphead wrasse), 1869 nucleotides long. It is a transcript of the gene acta2, whose product is annotated as actin alpha 2, smooth muscle. The coding region runs from base 184 to 1317 and encodes 377 amino acids. The transcript has 9 exons. Lineage: Eukaryota; Metazoa; Chordata; Actinopteri; Labriformes; Labridae. The record is from RefSeq and is a predicted model, not a curated record.
GAGGCCCAUCCAUGUUUGGGAUGGAGGGCUGGAUGUAGGAGGUGGAGGGUUGAUAAACUCGCUGGGAGCAGUUCAGACUCUCACUUCUGUCCGCCCCCCCGCCCUCACAUCCCAGCAGGCCCUGCACUGCCACGUGUGACUCGCUGUCGUAGUGCCAUUGUUGCUACAGCGCCCCCUGCAGUCAUGUGUGACGAUGAGGAGAGCACUGCACUGGUCUGUGAUAACGGAUCUGGUCUAUGUAAGGCCGGGUUCGCUGGAGACGACGCCCCAAGAGCCGUCUUCCCCUCCAUAGUGGGCCGGCCCAGGCACCAGGGAGUGAUGGUGGGAAUGGGGCAGAAGGACAGUUAUGUUGGAGACGAGGCUCAGAGUAAAAGAGGAAUCCUAACCCUAAAAUAUCCCAUCGAACACGGAAUCAUCACCAACUGGGACGACAUGGAGAAGAUCUGGCAUCACUCGUUUUACAACGAGCUUCGAGUGGCACCAGAGGAACAUCCCACCCUGCUGACUGAAGCCCCCCUCAACCCUAAAGCCAACCGCGAGAAGAUGACACAGAUCAUGUUCGAGACCUUUAAUGUCCCUGCCAUGUACGUGGCCAUCCAGGCCGUCCUCUCACUGUACGCCUCUGGAAGAACCACAGGUAUCGUCCUGGACUCUGGUGAUGGCGUCACUCACAAUGUGCCGAUCUACGAGGGUUACGCCCUCCCUCACGCCAUCAUGAGGUUGGACCUGGCGGGUCGUGACCUCACCGACUACCUCAUGAAGAUCCUGACGGAGCGCGGCUACAGCUUCGUCACCACCGCUGAGAGAGAGAUCGUUCGGGACAUCAAGGAGAAGUUGUGUUACGUCGCUCUGGACUUUGAGAAUGAGAUGGGGACGGCGGCGACCUCAUCCUCUCUCGAGAAAAGCUACGAGCUCCCUGACGGACAGGUCAUCACCAUUGGCAACGAGAGGUUCCGCUGCCCGGAGACGCUCUUCCAGCCCUCAUUCAUUGGUAUGGAGUCGGCAGGUAUCCAUGAGACGACCUACAACAGCAUCAUGAAGUGUGACAUCGACAUCCGUAAAGACCUAUACGCCAACAACGUGCUGUCAGGAGGAACCACUAUGUACCCGGGCAUCGCUGACCGAAUGCAGAAGGAGAUCACCGCUUUGGCCCCAAGCACCAUGAAGAUCAAGAUCAUUGCCCCACCAGAGAGGAAGUACUCGGUGUGGAUCGGCGGCUCCAUCCUGGCGUCCCUCUCCACCUUCCAGCAGAUGUGGAUCAGCAAGCAGGAGUACGAUGAAGCCGGGCCCUCCAUCGUUCACCGCAAGUGUUUCUAGAAAGGUCCUUCAGCAGCCCUCCCCUCGCCCUGCACCGCCCUGCCGUCGCCCUCACUGAGCACCAGCGUACCGCCCCAACGUUUCAGGAUUUUAGGAGAAAAAUGACAGCUGUUUGUCUGUGACGGCUGAUGGACAGCUGUCCAAUCAGAUCAGGACUUCCUUCCUAAAGUUUAGAUUGUUAGCUCAAACACCCUCGUCCUCCUCUGCUCACUGAAAACUGUGAAUGUGGCGCUCGUCCUCCAUCUUUAACCCCUCCCCUUCCACCUGUGUCCCCACCCCCCCUCUGUCCGCCAUGUUGGCUGUUUCCUGUCCAGAAGUGUGUUUUUAUUUUUAAUGAUAAAGCUUGAAUGUUUCCCGCUGGUGUUAUCUUCCAUCGUUUGGGAGUGGAGCACAUUCACACAGCGUUAUGAUGAUGUCACAGGGUGUAUGAUGAUGUCACUGGUUGUGCCGUCUGCAUUGUGAACAUGUGAAGGUAGUGAAGUGUGAUGUGAUGACAGCAUGGAGGAGACAGACGAAGGCCCCAGGAAGACAAUAAAGAGCUCUCAUACCAGA